Molecule: messenger RNA, 4106 nt
Organism: Saccostrea echinata
Lineage: Eukaryota; Metazoa; Mollusca; Bivalvia; Ostreida; Ostreidae
Product: potassium channel subfamily K member 1-like
Exons: 4
Coding region: 236-1213 (325 amino acids)
Biological process (GO): stabilization of membrane potential; potassium ion transmembrane transport
Cellular component (GO): membrane
Molecular function (GO): potassium ion leak channel activity
Source: RefSeq, a predicted model, not a curated record
GAGUGCAAACAACACAUUUUUAGCAAUAUUUACCGGUUAUGCAGAUUCUCUUAUGUCAUUACCUACCAGUUCUCUAUGAAAUUCAUUAUGCAAUGUGUCAACAAUUCAGAAAAGUUUGUUCAUGAAGUAUUUCUGUAAAAAUCGGGCUUUUCCAUAGGCCUCAGCAUCCGGCUUCUUUCUGCUGACUCUUCAUUGUUCAUUUGGACACUACAUCUAGCAGCGCAACCGACAGACAAUGUUAAAAUUGCGUAAAAGUACAAUCAGGUUGCUUGCAUUGGCAGUGUUUUAUCUGCUUUACCUUGUGAUUGGUGCCUCUGUAUUUUCUGCUAUUGAAGGACCACAAGAACGAGAAUUAAUUAAGAAUGUGAAGAAAUUAAGGUCUCAGUUUUUAACUGACAACACAUGCUUGACAGAUGACAAGUUGGAAAAGUUCAUUGCCAGCAUUGUUAUUGCUACAAACCGGGGAGUGUCAGCCACUAAGAAUGUUACCAUGUCUGAGCCUAACUGGACAUUUGGCCAGUCCAUCUUCUUUGCUGGAACACUCCUUACAACAAUAGGAUAUGGCAGAGUGGCACCCCUAUCUGAGGCAGGGAAGGGUUUCUGUCUCCUCUAUGCCAUGAUUGGCAUUCCACUGACCUUGAUUUUCUUCACUGCCAUCGUAGAGCGCCUGAUGAUACCCACCAAAAUGUUCCUUUAUUUCCUGUUUCGCAAGCUUGGACAUCUAUACCGAGUGUUCCACAUCCAGCUGCUGCAUUUCUUCAUUUUGUUACUGGCUGCCAUUGUUUUCAUCUUCAUUAUUCCUGCCAGCAUUUACUCUGCUCUUGAGCCAAAGUGGGACUUUUUAGACUCCUUUUACUAUUGCUUCAUCUCCAUGACAACCAUCGGGCUAGGUGAUUACAUCCCAGGAGACAACCCUGACCAGAAGGCUAGAGCUGUAUACAAGCUAGGCACCACAGUGUACCUGUUCAUAGGCUUGCUGAUGAUGAUGCUACUGUUGGCAGUCCUGUACGACAUACCAGAGCUCAAUCUAGGCUUCCACUUCUACCUAAAGAGUGAUGAAGAGGAAGAGGAGAGGGCGAGACUGAGGAGUGGCGGGGAGAGCAGCGGACCCAAAUAUACCAAACAGCGGGACGAGGACACUCACAAACAGAGUGGGGGGAGCCAAAUGUACCAGCCCACCCAGGAUGAUGUGGCAGCAGCCACAGGGAAAUAACAUGAAAUGAUUAGAUGAUAGUAGUCCUUAUUGAUUAGCUUCAAGAAAUUAGCUUGUAGAAAUGUCAGGGUUGCUUUAAAGUGUCCAGUUAUAUUGAAUGUGAUUACAGUAUACUGCAUCUUCACUUCAGUGCUAGAAACUGUGUCACAGAAAGGUGCACUUUGAAGAAAAGAUUGAUACUACAUAAUUCAUUUUAUAUGUGAAAAAAAAUGUUUUUAAAAUGUUUGUAUACUGUAGAAUCAUUUUAAUUCUUGGAGGUCAGUAUAUGUAGGCAUUCAAAAUUUUUGUGGGUAUAUACAGAAGAUUAAAUGAACCAGUACAUUGUUAUCAUUUGUGGGGAUGUAAAUUCGUUGGUAAGGGUGACCCACAAAAUCCAAGAACAUGAUCGGUCCCCCAUGAACAAUGAUGACUCCACAGGAUUCAAAUAAUAACAUAUUGGCCAUUGAACAUAUGUUGAAUUAUUACAUUUAUAAUAGCAAGCUCUUUAUAGCAAGACUAAAGUCUUCAGGUACUGAGAAGAAAUAAAAAUCCCUGUAUUGUAUUAUAAGAGCCACCUUCAAUUGUGAGACUGCUAAAACUCACUGUCACAAAGUGGUUUUCAGGAACAAAGUUUAAAAUUUGAAUUUUUACAUUAACUUUGGAGUUUUUUUUCUACCAUGUGUAUUUUUCUGCUUUCUUAAUAUAUUUAUUCAUUCACUAUUUUAUACAUUGUCGAUAGAAAAUAUAUUUGCAAAUUGGGUGCAUUUCAAAAGUCAGGUUCUAUUUUGGAGUUCAAGAAGAUGAAUGUAAAGAAUAAUUGUUUCAUUCAUAGUGCUUUGCGAUGUAUAGGAAUAUAGCUUCCUUUGUAUACAGUAAAACUUGCUUUUAAGGAAGUCAUGUGGACAUGAAUUUUUAGUUCUUUCUUUAUACAGUGUAUCUAUACAAGAAAGGUUUAUGAUAUGAGGGAUGGGGAAGAGGGUUAACUUAUAACAGAGAUUUCCUUAUAUCCAAGUCCCUUAUGAUGAAGUUUUACAUGUACUGUAUACAUAUGUACUGGUUUAUACAUUUUGCAGAUUCAUCUUUCAAUUUCACAAGGAUUUUCAGCAUACAAAAUAAGAAACAAAAAUGUAUCUUUUCACUAUUGUGUGUGUCUCUGUGUUGCAGCAAAAUUUUACUGUUAAAAGAAAUAUUCCCUCAAAUUAAAACUUCUUAAAAGUUUGUUAUACAUGUAUAUCUGUUUUGGAAAAUAUUGCAAAGGUUUACCAUAAAAGUAUGUGUAUGUUUAUGUAUUUAGUCCCUAUUUAUUUGUUCAUAUUUUACUAUUUUGUUGUAUUUUUUUAGUUAUUUUAAAAUUUGUAGAUAGUGCAAUAUGAUACAUUGCCAUACAUUUGUUAUUUGUUGAAAAGGUAUCUGUGUGGUAGUGUAAUAACAUGUCUGUAGGUUGUGUUUGUAUUUGUAUUUAAAUUUGCAUAUGGUAUACACAGGGUAUGUUUCCAUAUGUAUUGGUUUAUUUUGAAAUAGAAAAAAUGUGGUCAAGUGGUUAUCAGUUAGAUAUGAGGUUUGUUUUGGAAUACAAUGUAUAUUUUCAAUUACAUUACAGAGAGUGUUUUAACAUGCUUACUAUGGGUCUCUGUAACUGGUAUUGAGUGAAUAAGGAUAGCGAUAUAGUAUCUUGCAGCAGAAAAUUGCAUUGUUUAUAUUAACAGGAUUUUGCUUUUUGUUCUUGCUAGUUUAGAUCUUUUAUAAUGCUGUCAUCAUUUUGAAAACUUUCUUCUUUUUUUUUUUGCUAGUUUUAGGCUUUUAAAAUGCUUUCAUGUUUUGCAUUACAUUUUACAAAUUCAUAACCAGAAUCAGAGAAUUCUUAAAAUUAGGUUUUGAUUUGAUUACAAGUUACCAGGUAAUGUUAAUUUAUGUAUAGACAAUUCUGAUUUAUUCAAACUCUUGAGUGAUGUUAAAGGGAUAGGGUCUGUAACUUUGCAUUAUGUACAUGUAUUGCAAUUGAGACAGAUGAGAAAAUAUUUUCACCUUAGCCAAAAAUAUGAUUAUUCUGAGAAUCACAAAAUUUAAAAUGCACAUCUCAUGGGGAAGAGGAAAUUAAGUAACCAGUAAUUAAAAUGCGAAUAAGCAUCCUGCCAGUGUAAGUUAAAUUAUAGAAUUUAAAAAAAAAUAUGAAAUCUGGCAGAAUGGCAUGGGUAGAAGACCAAACAUAGAAAUCAAUUUAUUGUCAUAAUUAAUAAAUUUAAAAUGAGUUUCAUACUACACAGAAGCUUGGUUGUUCACCAGGUUUCAUCCAUACAACAAACAGAUGACAUCUUUUAAUAAUGUUCAUAAAAUCUUGGUUUAACAACAUGCUUGUGUAAUUAACGCUAAAGAAGUUGAGAAACAUCAUCAACAAUAUCUUCUACUUAUAUCUCAUUGUUGAUAAUUUGCAAAAUUACAGACCCCAUCACUGUAUGUGGAAAGUAUGGUCACUGUUGAUCCUUAGUUACGUUAGAGUGAUAUAUUGUAGACUAUAUCUCUAUGUAAAUGUUUAUGAUCUGAGUAAACAUGUGAUAUGGGUAUGUUUAUAAUGAGGUAAGGCAAGGCUGUAAGAUUAAGAAUCUCAUGUUUUAUUACAGUGUUAGAAAUUUGUACAUCUUUUUCUUCUUCUACUAGAAAUAGAUACAUGUAUAUAUAGCUGUUUACCUGCAGGUGUAUUCUUCUGAAACUUUAUUUACAUUCCAAGAAUCUCAUUUGAUAUUGCAUUGAUGCAAAAAAUAAUAUAUUGAAUUGUUUGCAGAUAUCAUUUGAAAACUAGUCAUUACUGCUUUUACAAAUGUUUAUCCUUAUGCUUUUCAUUCCACAAAUAUGUUAGAUACCUGUAUGUUAUUGUUGUGAAAUAAAUACAUAUGAAUGCUGAUAAAACAGUAAACAA